AUGAAACAAUUAUAUUUCACAGUGUUAUUAAUACUAUGUGGAAUAAUCUAUUGUGUUAAAUCUACUAAUGUGACAAUACUUACACAACUUCAAUCAUUUUAUUAUCCAUCAAGAACUACAGUUUAUCAUAGAUGGUGUAAUGAACAAGAUCCAUAUAAUUACUGUUCACCUCUCUUUGUUAUCUGUCUAACAAAAAUAUCUUUGAGACAUUGUUUACAAAAGUAUGAAUUUGGUGGAUCAGGUUCAGAAUACGAACAUAAAAAGUUGAUCACUUUUCAUGAAAAACUGGAUGAAAAUAUAACUAAUCCACUUGUUUUUACCGUGUCAAAUUGGACCAAUGAUCUAGUGUUACAUGCAGCUGUAUUCAAUAAAAACCUUAUUAUUACUUCAUUAAUGGGUCGAUCCAGUAUUGUAAUAGAUUGGAUAGACAUACCAGGUACAAAUCAAACCGAAACAUGGAAGCAAAUUACCUUUACAGCAUUUGACAGUUUAAUGGAACUAACUGCGUCGGUUAAAGUUUUUAGUUCAGAAUCUUGAGAUAGAUUGACUCAGUUUUAUAUAAAAUAUACAUGGCACGUCAAUUUCCUUGAGAACUACAAUUACUCGUGUGUUUUUCUGAAUAAAAUCAUUUUUCCCAUCUACUA
Messenger RNA from Schistosoma spindalis, 644 nucleotides. The record is from the annotation of a GenBank genome assembly. Lineage: Eukaryota; Metazoa; Platyhelminthes; Trematoda; Strigeidida; Schistosomatidae.